Paramormyrops kingsleyae is the source of this 3391-nucleotide messenger RNA. The record is from RefSeq and is a predicted model, not a curated record. NCBI's taxonomy places the organism in Eukaryota, Metazoa, Chordata, Actinopteri, Osteoglossiformes, Mormyridae.
CAGUGGGAGGAGGCGCGAGCGCGUAUCGCCAAGCGGGGAGGUACCGCCUGAUGUCAAAACAUGACAACCUUACACGCUAUAGCCCAUGUCGCCGCCAAGAGCGCUUAGUGUAAAGUAUACCUGAAUUAGCAUUGUAAUAGGUAACUCUAUAAGUCGUAAAAUCGGCAUAUUAUUAUGAUAAGUUUUUAUUACAAAAAUAAAACAACCGUAAAAGGCGCCAACACUUUACUGUCGCCGUGUAGAGGAAGUGACCUCCGCACGCCUUAGUUUUUUUUUUUAGCCGGCUAAAUACUAGCUGGGCUAAACCCCUGCACCGCAUGACAGUCCUAGAUGACAUUGAGUAAACGGACUUGGGCUUUUUAAUCUGCAUAUAAUACCUACCCGGGGACAAUGAGGAAGGACGUCAGGAUAUUACUUGUGGGAGAACCCAAAGUGGGGAAGACUUCCUUGAUCAUGUCAUUGGUGAGCGAGGAAUUCCCAGAUGAGGUUCCACUACGUGCAGAAGAGAUUACCAUUCCUGCUGAUGUCACACCGGAGAGAGUGCCCACUCACAUAGUAGACUACUCAGAGGCAGAACAGUCCGAUGAACAGUUGUUUCAGGAGAUAUCAAAGGCUAAUGUAAUUUGCAUAGUGUAUUCUGUCAACAACAAGAAAUCUAUAGAGAAGGUGACAAGCCAUUGGAUUCCCCUCAUAAAUGACAGGACAGACAAGGAUAGCAGGGUGCCCCUGAUCCUGGUGGGGAACAAGUCAGAUCUGGUGGAGCACAGCAGCAUGGAGACCAUCCUGCCCAUCAUGAACCAGUACAGCGAGAUCGAGACGUGCGUGGAGUGCUCUGCAAAGAACCUGAAGAACAUCUCGGAGCUUUUCUACUAUGCCCAGAAGGCCGUUCUACACCCAACAGGGCCGCUUUACUGUCCAGAGGAGAAGGAGAUUAAGCCGUCUUGUGUCAAAGCCCUAACACGCAUCUUCAAAGUGUCUGAUCUGGACAAUGAUGGCAUCCUCAACGAUAAUGAGCUUAAUUUUUUCCAGAGGACGUGUUUCAACACACCCUUGGCGCCGCAAGCGCUGGAGGACGUGAAGAAUGUGGUGAGGAAGAACAUGGCGGACGGAGUGCGUGAUAAUGGCCUCACGCUGAAAGGCUUCCUGUUUCUUCACACACUCUUUAUCCAGAGGGGCAGACACGAGACGACCUGGACGGUUUUGCGCCGAUUUGGCUACGACGAUGAUCUGGAGCUCACCCAGGACUAUCUAUUCCCCCCGUUAAAAAUACCCCUGGAUUGUACUACUGAGCUCAACCACAAUGCCUACCUUUUCCUCCAGAGUGACAGGGACUGUGCCCUGUCCCCAGAGGAGCUGAAGGACCUUUUCAAAGUCUUCCCCUAUAUGCCGUGGGGGCCAGACGUCAACACGACAGUGUGUACGAACGAGCAGGGCUGGAUCACCUACCAGGGCUACCUGUCGCAGUGGACGCUGACGACGUACCUAGACGUGCAGCGCUGCCUGGAGUACCUGGGUUACUUGGGUUUCUCCAUCAUCUGUGAGCAGGAAUCCCAGGCAGCUGCCAUCACAGUUACGCGCGACAAGAAGAUAGACCUGCAGAAGAAGCAGACGCAACGCAACGUCUUCCACUGCAAUGUCUUCGGCGCCACCGACAGCGGGAAGAGCGGCUUCCUCCAGGCCUUCCUUGGCAGGAACCUCCUGCGGCAGAAGACGAUACGAGAAGAUCACAGGUCCUAUUAUGCCAUUAGCACUACAUACGUCUAUGGACAGGAGAAAUACUUGCUGCUUCAUGAGGUCAUCCCAAACUCGGAGUUCCUCUCGGACGCCGAACUCGCCUGUGAUGUUGUCUGCAUGGUCUAUGACGUCAGCAACCCCAACUCCUUUGAAUACUGCGCUAAGAUCUUCAAGAAGUACUUCAUGGACAGCAGGACGCCGUGCAUGGUCGUCGCAGCCAAGUCGGACCUGCAUGAGGCCAAGCAGUACUACAGCGUGCCGCCGCUGGAGUUCUGCAAGAGGCACAAGAUCCCAUCGCCGCAGGCCUUCACAUGCAACACGGCCGAAGCCCCCAGCAAGGACGUCUUCACCAAACUGACCACCAUGGCUAUGUACCCCCACGCCCGGUUACGCUGCAUGUGCACCUGCAACAGGUGCACCUUUUGCAUCUGUCAGAACCUCCUCAACUCAGAGUUGCUGCAGUCUGUAAAGACCAAACUCUACACUGCUCUACUCAACAGACACGUGACCCAGGCUGACCUGAAGAACUCCAACUUCUGGCUCAGGGCGAGCAUCGGGGCCACUGUAUUUGCAGUGCUGGGCUUCGCCAUGUACAGAGUGCUCCUCAAGCAGCGGUGAUUGGUCACAGGGGGAGCAUGUGACGCUCUUUGGCCACUCCCUUCCUGCCAAUAAGGAAGACCCCUCCCAUCCUAAUCCUAUGACCCCUUUGAUGUAAACGAAUUAGCAGAGAAUAGAUUGUUUUAUAUUUAAAUAAAUAUGCGAGAGAAAUGCAGACUGAGCUGCUGCUUCUGGUUUCUCUGGGAUCUAUUUUCGCCUGAGAUCAUCCCUCCUCGCUGCUUAAAGGACCUGCGAUGACCUAAAGACUCUUCGGCCUCAGACACGCCUCCUGGUUCCUCUUUACUCUUCACACCAGAAUCAAAGGCCAUACAAAUACCUGCACCGCGGAGGAGCGCCCGCUCUGAAAUGCGGACGAUGCUGUAUACCCUGUAAAUAGUGUAUAUUUAUAGAGCAUACUGACAGUGGCCCCCGCAGAUUCACCGCUAAAGAGCAUAGCUGUAGAGUAUGAUAGCUAUUAAUAAGCUACAAUGGGAGAUGCAGCACGUCACAAACACAUUUUUCUGUGUUUGUUUGUGGGUCAAUUUUUAAUUUAUUUGAUUUUUUUUUCUACAUUGCAUGACACUGAUACAGCUCAGUUAUGUUUUUGGUCUUCAGUAUUAAUACUAUUGUUUAAUUAACAUUAUUAUUAUUAUUAUAAUUUACAAGCUUUCUGAUCACAUGUCUUCCACUGGGCCUUGCCUUUCUGUAAAGCCCUGUUCACACAUUAAUGCAGCCCCUGCUGGCCGUCUCUUGUCCAGGCCUCUGCUUGCUGGUGCAGGCCUGCCGCUGCUCCUGUAGCUGGCCAGUGCCCCACUGUCUCCCACUGGGUCUGCCUGACUGCGUCUGUCUGAUGCAUUUCAUCCGUCUGUCUGCAUGCUUCACCGUUUCCUUUGUUUUUUUCCCCCGAUCUAAUUUCUGAUUUGUUUCCGUUCUGACGUUACUGUGUCAAAGACUGACGACUGGCCUCGGGGAGACCUAAUGUACGCCAGUGAACACAUCGCCUUUGCCACCUGGCCGUGUCUGACAUUCACACCAUUUACAAUAAAUAAUUGUAUGGAAA